AUGCCUGGCAAGCGUCUUGUGAGGCAUGGGGUAAGAGGUUCGCAACAAGUGUACAUGAACAAGGUGAAGUUUGAUCCCUAUCGCUACAAACUGGAUGAUCAGAAGCUCCCACCGGGUGUUGUGGCGUUCUUUACUAGCUUGUGCUGCCGACGCUGCUGCGAAGUCCUGCAAUGGAAGGUGGACUACGGCAAGUACAUUCCUUUGGAACGUCAAAGAAGGUGCAACUGCUGCCAGGAAAGGACGGUGACGCUUGCGUAUCAUCAUAUGUGCCAGCAGUGUGCAAAGGAGACGGCGCGCUGCGCCAAGUGCCAGAAAUCCCCGACGCUGGGAGAAUCAAUUACCAACGCUGAAGGGAGCGUCUGUGACACCAGGGCCGGAGACGAAGCUAAUGCAGAGGUUGGAGAAGAGGAGGAAGAGGAUCAGUUUGAAGGGGCCAUGUCAGCAGGCGUGUCGAGAGGUGAGGUGUUGGGUAAGUACGCCUUUGUGGAGCAGGAAAACUCAGAUGAGGAGUUCUGGCCACUGCGUGGAUUAGACAUCCGGCAGCUGAAGCAGCGGAAGGCGGAAUUAGUACGUCAGCAAGAAAAGGAUCGUAUUGGUCGCUUGCGAGAACGUGAGCGAAGAACCGUGCUUCGACGCGCUGUACGAGACCCAGCAGCUGAACAGGGAGCAGAUGACAGCGACGAGGAAAUCUGA
This is a messenger RNA of Trypanosoma rangeli, 693 nucleotides long. RefSeq lists its product as uncharacterized. The record is from RefSeq and is a predicted model, not a curated record. The transcript has a single exon. The coding region runs from base 1 to 693 and encodes 230 amino acids. NCBI's taxonomy places the organism in Eukaryota, Euglenozoa, Kinetoplastea, Trypanosomatida, Trypanosomatidae.